Linum trigynum is the source of this 2993-nucleotide messenger RNA. Lineage: Eukaryota; Viridiplantae; Streptophyta; Magnoliopsida; Malpighiales; Linaceae. The record is from the annotation of a GenBank genome assembly.
GGGAUUUAGAACCCCUAGUACCUUGGAGGAUUACUACAUAAAGGAGGGAAGAAGAUACACGGUAGAAAUAGAAGAAGACUUGGGGUUGGAGAAGAUGCCUCCUUGCUCCUAGCUCCUCCUCCUUCUUCUUCUUCUUCUUCUUCUUCUUCUUCUUCUUCCUUCAGCUUCUCUCUCUUCUCUCUCCCUAUAACCAAAAAUUUCUAUCAAAAUCAGCUCUUCUAAAAUGGGGAAAGUAGUCUUGUAUUUAUAGGAAUUAUGGACUCGAGGAAGUUUGCGACCUGAGAAUGAGAGAUCGCGCGAGAGAUCUUUUGAGGAUAGGCCGCGAUCUCAAGAUGACAACGUCAUGGCCUUCUGAAGGGAGAAGAUCACGGGCUGACUUUGCGGUCGCGAUCCGCGAGUCGUGGCCGCGAUCUUUUUUGCAGGAAAAUUUAACAUUGGAUGUGAUGCGACUAGGAAAACUCUCUGCUUCUCCAAGGCUCCUUCCAUGCGAAGUUCAUGCCUGAGGCCCCCAAUAUCGCGGUCGCAAUCUUUCGCUUCUGGGGCGUGAUUUUUAGCUCGUCUUCACGGCUUGUGAUCCCGGCCGUGUUCUUUGGCUUCUAGGCCAUGAUUUUCCUCCUUUCUAGUGGGGAUAAUCCUCUUAAAAUAGACCACAUAAUGCGAGAAGCUCAUUGAGAUCUAUGAGAUUCCGGAUAAAGAGAAAGUUAGUUUAGCAACAAUCUAUUUGGAUAGGCGAUUGGAUAAAUGGUUUAAGGGAUGGAAGUAUGGUCGUCGGAAUUUGUAUUGGGGUCAAUUCGUGACUUCCUUGUGUGGUAGGUUUGGCGACAGGACGUAUGGGGUAUUGUGGGUGCAUUUAACAAAUUAAAGCAUCAGGGUUCCUUGUUGGAAUAUCAGGAGAAGUUCGAGGAAUUAAAGUCGCAGAUGGUUCGUUUCAACCCCGCCCUGGGGGAAGACCAUUUCAUUUCCAACUUCAUUAGUGGAAUGGAGGAAGAGUUGAGACCAGUGGUCACUAUGUGGAAACCUUUAACUCUGGCAAAUGCUUUUCAGUUGGCUCAACUGGAAGAGGCCUCUAAUGAGGCCAGACAGAAGAAGUGGAGGACUGGAGCUAGUUUCACACUACCACCCUCCCAAUAAUCUUGUGCAACCCCAAUGAAAGAAGUCGGAAGGUUCCGGGGGUAGCCAUCCACAAAAUCCCAGUAAUCUCAAUAGAUCAGCCCCCACAAAAAGGAAUUUUGCUAAAGGUUCUUGUUACAAGUGUGGUGAGAGGUACUGUUUUGGGCAUGUGUGUGAAGCGAGAAAACAAUUAGAUGCAUUUCACGUUGACAAGGUAAUGAGGAACUGCAGGUAGAUUGGAGUGACACUUAGGAUGGAGGAGUUGAGGAAGUCGACAGUGAACCUCAACAGUCUGAGUUAGUCAAAGUUCCAACGCAGGCUCUCUGCACUGGGGGGGUUAUCUAACCCCUUGAUUGUCAAAGGGAAUACCAAAAAAGGCAGAGUAAUUAUACUAGUGGAUACGGGAAGCACUCACACGUUUUGUAGUGAAAGGAAGGCAAUUGAAUUGUAGUGUGCUUUAGAGACUGUUUCUCCCUUAUGAGUGAAGUUGGAUGAUGGUACCAUGUUGUCCAGUUCCAAAGUAUGUCGCAUUUUCAGUUGGGAGAUGCAAGGCCAUAAGUUUGGGUUUGAUAUAUGAAUAAAUAGUCUGGGUUCCAAUGAUGUAGUGUUGGGAUUGGAUUGGUUGAAGACAGUGAUCCCAGUUAAAUUUUAUUUCAUCAACUUGCAACUGUUCUUUGAUUGGGAAGAAAAGGAGGUGGUAUUACAAGAGUUCAAGAGUAUGGCCAGUGUAAGUUUCUCUCAGGCAAAGGAUUACAUAAGAUACUAAAGAAGACCACAACUUCACUAGUUGGACACAACUUUAGUUUGUCUGUGGAGCCAGCCAAUCCAGGUAAAGUUCCAUCAUUCGUUGAACCUAUGCUCGAAGAAUAUGCUAAUGUAUUUGGUAAAUGGAGUUCCCUACCCCCUACUAGAUCCUGUGACCAUACUAUCCCACUCAAACGUAACUUCCAGCAUGUAAACUUGAGACCUUAUCAAUAUUCCCAAGCCUAGAAAAUAAAAAUGGAGAUGCUGUGCAAAGGGAUUCUAAAUUUCCAGUACAUACAACCCAUAGGAGCCCAUUUGCCUCACCAGUUCUAUUAGUACUAAAAAAGACGGAUCCCGACGGUUUUGUAUUGACUAUAGGCAGCUCAAUUCUCUUACCAUCAAAGACAAAUUUCAUAUUCUUUAGAUUGACGAAUUAUUAGAUGAACUCAAGGGAUCCAAAUAUUUUAUCAAACUAGACCUACUGUCUAGAUAUCACCAUCUCAAAAUGCACCCUCAAAACCAGCAUAAAAUAGCUUUCAGGACACACCGUGGCCCGUACGAGUUCACUAUCAUGCCCUUUGGGCUAACCAAUUCCCCCGCCACAUUCUAAGCUCUUAUGAACCAAAUUUUUGGACCCUAUCAUUCGAAGUUCAUUUUGGUUUCUUUGACGAUAUUCUUGGCUAUAGCCCUAACCAAGAAUCCCAUAUUCAGCACCUUAGAACGACCUUGCAAAUCCUAAGACAAAACACUUUGUUUGCCAAACCAUCAAAAUGUUCUUUUGGCCAGGUGUAGGUGGACUACCUAUGUCAUAUUAUUAAUCAAGAUGGGGUCCCUACUAACCCUUGCAAGAUAGGGUCAAUGAUCAACGGCAUGUUACAAAGUCACUAAAGGAAUUACGUGGGUUUUUUGUUUUAAUUUGGUAUUACAGGAAGUUUGUGAAGGAUUUUGGGGUGAUUGCAAAGCCAUUAACUGACUUACUAAAGAAGGAUAGCUUCGUGCGUCCAGUGUUGCUCAAUGAGCCUUUGAGUUGUUACAGGCUGCUAUGGUUUAAGUGCUUGUUUUGGCUCUCCCUAAUUUCACUCAACCAUAUACCCUUGACACAGAUGCACGUGAUCCGGGAAUAAGGGCAGUAUUGUCUA